GGUUAAAAGAGGACACGCAUCAUCGCCGUCGUCAUUUGUCCCCCAAUCCAUAUCCAUUUCCCCUUCACACAGCCUCUGGGCUCUUCCCAGCCUCUCCAGCCACACUCCCGUGGUCGCCGCCGCCGCCGCUGUAGCUGUCGACGCCUCUGCUUCUUAUCAACGCAAAGUCCAUUUUGACAGCAGAAAUGCAAGGAAUCCAAUCGUUUUCAUUGAAAGCAAGCUUGAUCAAAAGUGCAGUUCUGAAACACAUCCGUCUGGCAAAUCCUCAGAUUGUUUCAUUUUCACGCUUCAUGUCUGUUUCAUCUGCACGAAUCGAAGAGCAUGGAUUUGAAAGCACAACGAUUGCUGAUGUACUGAAAGCCAAAGGCAAAAGUGCAGAUGGCUCCUGGCUUUGGUGCACUACAGAUGAUACUGUGUAUGAUGCUGUCAAGUCGAUGACACAACAUAAUGUUGGGGCCUUGGUUGUUGUGAAGCCCGGAGAACAGAAAUCUAUUGCUGGAAUUAUCACAGAGAGAGAUUACCUCAGGAAGAUUAUCGUACAGGGAAGAUCAUCAAAAUCGACCAAGGUUGGAGACAUCAUGACUGAGGAGAACAAGCUGAUCACUGUUACACCCGACACAAAGGUUCUGAAGGCAAUGCAGCUGAUGACUGAUAACCGCAUCAGGCACAUUCCAGUGAUCAACGAAGCUGGGAUGGCAGGCAUGGUUUCCAUUGGAGAUGUGGUUCGUGCUGUUGUCAGCGAGCAUCGUGAGGAGCUGGACCGCUUGAAUGCUUACAUACAGGGCGGUUAUUAGGUGAUGAUGGAGUAUCAGAUAUGGGUUGUCGUGAAGGAGUGCCUUGGUUGAAUUAUGGAGUGCUUGUAAAUAUGGCUUGUUGCGUGCACCUGCUUGGACUUAUUUGUAUGGAUCUCCUAACUUGUCUAACUACCUGCCAGGACAGGCAGGUUCAUAAUAACUACGCAAUAAUAGAAAGGCAACUGCAGUAUAAUCUCAUCCAAUUUUCAUCUCUUGCAAUGGCCAUGCCGAAAUGAUAUUGCAAGUAGCUUCGUCUCUGGAUGAUGAUUGAUACCUGAUGGUUGCUUUUGAAGUAGUUUUUAUACAAA
Eucalyptus grandis is the source of this 1102-nucleotide messenger RNA. Its product is annotated as CBS domain-containing protein CBSX3, mitochondrial. The transcript has 6 exons. The record is from RefSeq and is a predicted model, not a curated record. NCBI's taxonomy places the organism in Eukaryota, Viridiplantae, Streptophyta, Magnoliopsida, Myrtales, Myrtaceae. Bases 186 to 794 code for a protein of 202 amino acids.